Neofelis nebulosa (Clouded leopard) is the source of this 3766-nucleotide messenger RNA. It is a transcript of the gene CIZ1, whose product is annotated as CDKN1A interacting zinc finger protein 1. NCBI's taxonomy places the organism in Eukaryota, Metazoa, Chordata, Mammalia, Carnivora, Felidae. The coding region runs from base 140 to 2719 and encodes 859 amino acids. The record is from RefSeq and is a predicted model, not a curated record. Gene Ontology annotation, molecular function: nucleic acid binding; zinc ion binding. Gene Ontology annotation, cellular component: nucleus. The transcript has 18 exons.
CGGGGACGGCGCGAUUGCGGUGGGGGUGCGGGGAAGUGAGGUGCGCGGGCCGAGCGCCGCUUGGGGACGCACGGAAGGGUUUAGGGGCCAUCUGGAUGGAGGCUGAGGGCGUCGCACGCAGGUGGGGUAACCGGAUUUGAUGUCCACCAUGUUCAACCAGCAGCAGCUGCUCCAGCUCCAGCAGCUGCUCCAGCAGUCCCCACCGCAGCCCCCCCUGCCCAUGGCCGUCAGCAGGGGGCUGCCCCAACAGCAGCCACAGCAGCAGCUCCUGAACCUCCAAGGCGCCAGCCCCGCCUCCCUCCUCAACGGCUCUGUGCUACAGAGAGCUUUGCUUCUGCAGCAGUUGCAAGGACUGGACCAGUUUGCAAUGCCACCAGCCAUGCCUGACAGUGUCGGUCUCACCAUGCCCACGGCAACCUUGGGUAACCUCCGUGGCUACAACCUGCCAACCCCGAACCUGACGGGCCCCAGCCUCACGGUCCCCCAGCUGGCCACCCCAAAUCUACAGCAGUUCUUCCCCCAGGCCACUCGGCAGUCCUUGCUGGGGGCCCCUCCUGUUGGGGUCCCCAUAAACCCCUCCCAGAUCAACCUUUCAGGGCGGACUCCCCAGAAACAGGCCCGCACCUCCUCCUCCACCACCCCCAAUCGCAAGGAUUCUUCUUCUCAGACGGUGCCCAUGGAAGACAAGUCAGACCCCCCAGAGGGGUCUGAGGAAGUUGUCGAGUCCCGAACAGACACACCAGAAGACCGAGAUUCCCCACCCUGCCCAGAUGGCAUCGCUAAAGAGAAACACACUGUAGCACCUGAGCCCGAGUCUUGUGAGGCAUCGGAGCCACCGGCUAAGAGGUCAAAGAGCUCGGAGUUGCCCACAGAGAAGGGGGCCCCCGGGCAGCUGCAGGCGAAAGUCCAGCCUCAGGCCCGGACCACGGCACCGAAGCAGACCCAGACGCCUGAGCUGCUGCCUGAGCCGCCGGAAGCCCGAGUGCUGCCACGAUUCCAGCCGCGGGUUCUGCAGAUCCAGGCCCAAGUGCAGACGCAGCCGCAGCCGCAGCCGCUGCCGCUGCCACCCCCGCCUCCAGGGGACACCCAGGCACGGCCCAAACUGCAGAAACAGGCACAGACGCAGACCUCUCCAGACCGCUUGGUGCCGCAGCAGGUGCAGAAGGAGGCAGAGCCACAGAAACAGGUGCAGCCCCAGGCACAUCCCCAGGCCCCUGGGCAGGCGCAGCCGCAGCAGCUGGCACAGACGCAGACAUAUCCUCAGCUCCAGCCACCAGAGCAGCCACCAGGACAGCCUCCCGUGCAGCCCCCUGACCGGACUGAGGGGCAGCCUCAGACCUGGCCGCAGGUGUCCAUGCCAGCAUCGGAGCAAGCACCGGUUCCGGUUCGUUCCACGGUGCCGGAGACACCACCAGACCCGAGAGACGCUGGAGCAGGCCUGAAGGAGGCCUCGCCAGAGCCAGGAGGCUCCCAGGUCAGCGUGGAGAGCCAGGAGGAGUUGACCAGCGGUCUGGAUGUGGGAGAAUGUGAAAAAAGGGCAAGAGAGAUGCUAGGGGUGUGGGGUGCCGGGGGCUCCCUGAAGGUCACCAUCCUGCAGAGCAGUGACAGCCGGGCCUUCAGCACAGUCCCCCUCACGCCCGUGCCCCGCGCGGGUGACUCUACCCCCGCCACCCCUGCCUCCGCCAGCACACCCUCGAAGCAGACCCUCCAGUUCUUCUGCUACCUUUGCAAGGCCAGCUGCAGCAGCCAGCAGGCCCAUCCUUCGCUCUGCUGGCUACAGGAGUUCCAGGACCACAUGGCGGGGGCCCAGCACCAGCAGCGUCUGGGGGAGAUCCAGCACAUGAGCCAAGCCUGCCUCCUGUCCCUGCUGCCCGUGCCCCGGGAUGUCCUGGAGAGAGAGGACGAAGAGCCCCCGCCGAGGCGUUGGUGUAACACCUGCCAGGUCUACUACAUGGGGGACCUGAUCCAGCACCGCAGGACUCAGGACCACAAGAUUGCCAAGCAAUCCCUGCGGCCUUUCUGCACUGUUUGCAACCGCUAUUUCAAGACCCCCCGCAAGUUUGUGGAGCAUGUGAAGUCCCAGGGGCAUAAGGACAAAGCCAAGGAGCUGAAGAUGCUUGAGAAGGAGAUCGCCGGUCAAGAUGAGGACCACUUCAUCACGGUGGACGCUGUGGGCUGCUUUGAGGGCGAUGAAGAGGAGGAGGAGGAGGAGGAGGAUGAAGAAGAAGAGAUCGAGGUUGAGGAAGAAUUCUGCAAGCAGGUGAGGUCCAGAGAUAUAUCCAUAGAGGAGUGGAAAGGCUCAGAGACCUAUAGCCCCAGUACUGCAUACGGUGUGGACUUCCUGGUGCCCGUGAUGGGGUACAUUUGCCGCAUCUGCCACAAGUUCUACCACAGCAACUCGGGGGCACAGCUCUCCCACUGCAAGUCCUUGGCCCACUUUGAGAACCUGCAGAAAUACAAGAAGGCCAAGAACCCCAGCCCUACAAGCAGGCCCGUGAGCCGCCGGUGUGCAAUCAACGCCCGGAACGCCCUGACUGCUUUGUUCACUUCUGGUGGCCGCGCGCCCACCCAGCCCAGCACCCAGGACACAGCUAAAACCCCCAGCAAGAAUGCCUCAACCACAACAGCUAUUCAAGGACCAGCUCAAAACGCCUCUUCUAAGAAGCCUUCCCUGGUGUCCACCAGAAACCAUCACUCCCUCCUCCAUGGCCACUCCUGACCUGCCUCUCAGCAGCACAAUGUCCCUUAGGAUCCAAGGGCUGGGCCUGUGCCCACUGCGGACCCAGUUCUGAGCCAGCCCAUGACUCAGAUACACUCAGGUGCCAGCUUGGGACAGAGGGGAAGCAGCUGGCAGUGUUUGGAAAAGGCCAGGGCUGGAGGAAUGUGUCUGGAAUAUGGGUGCAAGUGUGUCUGCAUUCGGGGGGGUGGGGGGAUGGGGAACCACCAUCACCCAGAGCUGGCACACCUCCCAGAGGACAGAGUCCUGGAAAGUCUCUGCUGGAUCUUAAGAGUCCAACCCCCUUGUGGUACAGAUGGGGAAACCGAGGCCCAAGAAGGAAGGGACCUACCCAGGAUCCUCCAGCUGGUUGGUGGCAUAGCCAAGAUUUAGAGAGAGCAGGGGCACACGGGUUUUGUUCCCAGCUCUGCUCUGCCCCAGCAAGUGACUGCAUCUUUUGGGAAGGGAAUAAGGACUGGGUUGUUGUAAGGAUUCAAAUACAUUAAGAACUCAGACAGGGUCUGGCCGCGACAAGUACUUAGUAGAUGAUUAUUAUCAACCCUGCACAUUUUGUGUCAUGAGACACAGGCCCGAAGCAGGAUGGGGGAGGCGAGUGUUUCCACACCACUGGGGCCAGGCUUUAUCCACGCCAAGGGCACUUCCUAGUUCUAAGCUUUGCCAUCUGCCUGGGACAGCCUCCUCCCCACUGCACCAAGUCCUGUGAACCUACCAACAUCUACUCAUUGUGACACUUAAGCGGCUCUUCCAGAUCACUCCCACCACUGCAGUGGGCUCCACUGCACACAUCUGGCCACUGUUGACCUGCGGUGCCUAGGGAAAACUGGCCAGUCCACCAUUUGCCACCCUGUGGGAGGCCCUCUACCUUUUUAUUAAAUGCAGACCCUGGGUGAUCAAAGUGUUCUAAAACUAUUGUGAUGGAUGUACAACUCUGAAUAUCCUAAAACCCACUGACAUGUAAAAUUUAAAUGGAUACAUUAUAUAGUAUGUGAAUUAUAGCUCAAUAAAGCUGUUAUCCAAACAAAACAAAAA